AUGUGGCAUUUGCAUAAGGCCACUUGUUUAACGUCAUGGUUUGCUGGUGGGAGAUCCAACAAAACAUGCCCCGACUGCCGAGCUCCGGUUAAAACACCACCUGCCCCUGCAUACCUGGUCCGUGCGGUCGUCCAACUAUUCACGAGUCGUGCAGAGCUUUUAGAAAAGGGAGAGACGACGACCGAGCAUACGCGCCAUCAACGUGAGGAAGCUGAAAAGUUGGAAAACGAUAAGAAGAACACGCAUCCCAAAGAAGGCGGAUUAUUCCGUGGCACAUUCAACAAAAAACCUCCCGUCGCACAGCCGAUCGUUGACCUGGAGGACAAUGUCGUUCGCUGCCCGCGCUGUUCAUGGGAGUUGGAAGAAGACUCAAAUUGCGCACAGUGUGGAUACCGACACGAUGAAUGGGAUAUUCCAGAUACAUCAGAUGCAUCAGAUUCAACCGAUUCAGGUUCAACCGUUUCAAUUAUAACCGAUUCAGAGGAGAAUUCUGAGAUGACGGACUACAUGGAUGACGAACUCGAGGAUGGAUUCGGCGAAUUAGACGAUUUCGAUUGGAAUGGUUUUCAGAAUGGGGUUCCUAUUCAGGGGAUGGUUGACGAUCUUCCCCGUCAUUUAUACAGCAUAAUUCGCCAUUAUCAUCAUCAUCAUCCUCCCCCACCUCACUCACACCACCCUGUCUUUGCACGCAAUAGCCACUACGAUGAAACGUCUUCAACUGCUCAUGACACUGAAGAAUCGAUUGACGACUACUCGGAUGACACAGAUAUGGACUCGUUUAUUGACGACGAUGAACAUAUCGACCAGGAUCAGGAUUCAGACUCGGACAGAUCUACGGUGGUCGGAGGCCCUGAAACUCGCCACUCGUCGGACCAAUAUGAAGUCCAGCUGAGCUCGGAGAUGACCAUGGCUCUGGCCGACGACUGUACCGAUGAUGGCUUGAGUAGUUUAGACGAGAUCCCAGAUAGCGAAGAGGAUGAUGAGGAUGAUGAGGAUGAAGAUGAUGAGCCUAUCCGACCUCCCGUAACCGGGAAUCGGCGCCGUCUAUUCCUAGCCUCUAAUGGGGCUUCAAAUCCGCCUGUUCUCUCGCGUCGAGCUCCGCGAGCUCCGAACGUGGAUCCCUACGCGAUGCGCCGGCAGGCAUCACGUAGUCAAAGUACAAACACGGCAGGAACUUCCGCCUCGAAUGCAAUAACUCUGGACGAUGAUUCUGACGAAGGCCCAGUUCGACCGUUCCGAAGGAAUUGUCGGCAUGCCGCUCGUUAA
Molecule: messenger RNA, 1266 nt
Organism: Aspergillus bombycis
Lineage: Eukaryota; Fungi; Ascomycota; Eurotiomycetes; Eurotiales; Aspergillaceae
Exons: 3
Coding region: 1-1266 (421 amino acids)
Source: RefSeq, a predicted model, not a curated record